Messenger RNA from Blumeria graminis f. sp. triticale, 1023 nucleotides. NCBI's taxonomy places the organism in Eukaryota, Fungi, Ascomycota, Leotiomycetes, Helotiales, Erysiphaceae. The record is from the annotation of a GenBank genome assembly.
AUGGUAUCAUCAGCUUUAAAACAAUCAAGAACUUACAAUACUCUAAUAUUUCAAAAAUUGUUGAAUCUGCGUGAUAGCGCAAGUCCCUUUACUCUGGUGCUCGACACGCUGGAGCAAAGUGGUAGGCCCCUUGUGAGAGAAUUCGGGAGACGAGCUAAGACUUUCAAGACCAGUAUUGUGUUUGUAUCGUACACCACCCCGCGUCAAAAGAUUCAAUUUGAAAUUACUGCAUUCGUCGCAGCUUAUGGAAAGUCUCUUUCUACACUGCAAGAGCAAAUUCUCUCCCAUCUUCCAGCUCCAGGCCGUAGUUCAGAUCCUGCUAAAUACCUUGUCAUAAUCGACAGUCUUGCGCCACUGGUAUCUUCUCAUGUUGAACUAUUCGCACCAUUCUUAACUUCUCUCCUCGUCUCUCCGGCCAUCUCUUUACUAGCGAGCUACCAUGCCGAUAUUCCCCUCGCCCUCUCAGGAUCGCCAUACAUGCCAGAUACUCUGCACAUGCUCUCAUAUCUAGCAACAUCGAUACUUACCGUUUCGUCGUUCCCUCAAGUUCUGGCUCGUAAGCGAGCUAGGGAUCGUAGUUUACAUGAACCCAUAUUUGGGCUCGCGGAGCAAAAGGAAGGAGUCCUAAUAGGUCCCCGGAAAAAAGAGGGUGAUAUUGCCUUAGUAGUGAACAUGGAAUAUCGCAGACGCUCUGGGAGGGCCAUCAGCGAAACAUUCGUCCUCACUUCACCCUCUAAGACCAACACAGUGCCAAAUUUUAUGGUACUUGACGAUUGUCCCAUGUAUGCCUCCUUACCCGUGCUUGAUAGCGAGAUAUCCAGCUCCCCAAACUCGAUUGAGCUGUCUCAGACGACUUUUAAUCUUACGUUGACGGAAAAGCAAAAACGCGACCGCGAAGCAGUCGUGCUCCCCUAUUUUGACGCGCAGACAAACGAUGCACAGCUUGGUGAUGGUGGUCGUAUACUCUAUCAAAUGGGCACAGAAGAUAGAGAGGAUUUCGAUGAUGAGGAAGACGAAAUUUGA